AAUAAGUUAAAGCAAUAUAAUUUAGUAAACUUCAUCAAAAUUUAAAUCUGCAUCAUCUACACUCUGAUCACUUUCAUGAUCUUCGUCAUCACAGGCUUGGUUGUCAUUUCUGUCAAAGGAAAAAAACAUCCUGAAACGAACAACGAAAUGCACGUCUGAAAAUUUUAGUUUUCGCGUAAAGAGAAAUAAGCUCCGUGAAUUAAUUUGGCCGAUUAAACUAAAACCGCGAGCUGUUAAGUGUCAGAGUCCUGGCUUCCCUUGAUACGCCGCACAUGACGUACCCAGGCCAUGAUUUUUCCUGACACGCCGCAACGGACGUAUCAGGAUCGGAACAUGGCACUCUCCGACACGUCACGUUUCUUGACACGUCACGUUCUGAUCUCGGACACGCCAAGUGUCGAGGCAUUCACGGCCACACAAAUCCCACGUAAUUACUCAUUUCACGCAGCUUAUUGAUAUCUCUGCGUAAUGCGUAAAGGAGCGUACAGAUACGUUAUGGAUACCUUUACGCAAUGCAUAAAGAAGCGUUAAGCUGCGUUGUUGAUAUAUUUACAGGAUGCUUAAGAUACGUUAAUGAUACCUGUACGAAAUCUGCAAAGUAGCGAAAAGACGCGCUAAUAAUACUAUAGCUGUUUAUCUGACUUGAGGCUUCCUUUACAGGUAAGUUCUUCCGUAAGAAGCACUCAUUACCACAGGGUAUAUUUUUCAAGUCAGCUCUGUUUUCAGCAACCGGAGCCUUCAUUUCCUUCAUUUCUGAUGCAAAAGAACAAUCAAGUUGAAUUUACUUUGCCAACUCGUGUAAUGUUCCCUUACACUAGGUAUAAGGAAAUCUCCACAAGACAGUAUACAUUAGUAUAAGGAUACAUACGUAUACUGAUCAUUAUACAGACCUUAUACAUAUAAUUCAGUAUACAUCAUUAUAACUCUCCGUACACAUUAUGUAUACGGGCUCAUUAUACCUCCUUAUACAUGCCAUUUCAUGCAGUGUUGAUUUUAUUUUCUAUUGCGUGACAAUGCACACACUCUGUAGCUUUGGUUGUCUAAUUAAAUUUAACGUCACUGUUUAUUCUUAUUUCUGUCGGGAACGUUUAAACAUACUUGUGUAAAUUGUCCACUCAAGUAUCCUCUUUGAGCAUUUUAUUAAAAUACAAAUACUUUCAACAAUCAAAAUAAAGAAAUCUGCUGAACUUUUUGUCUUCCCUUUGUUGGAUUCAUUUCCGGCGGUAUCUGGUUCUACAACACGGACAAAAAAAAAUUAAUAAGAUCUUUAAACUAUUGCGGUUAUCCUUAAACCAUUACCACAUUUUCAGGUUUGUAAAUUUCAAUGGCAAAAAUUCAUUCAUUCCGCCGCUGUCUACGCAAUGUUACAGAGCAAUCGAAUAAAGUAAGCACACGAAUGACAAGAAUGUAAAGAAUAAAGCCUGUCCACUUGAUUGCCGGAUUUGGAUAACACUUAAGGUCACAACAAUUCCACGAAAGGUACGUAUGACGCUUGUUCUAAUUCUAUAACGAGAAAUAAAAUAGCGAACUUCAGGAAUAGCGAACUUCACCAACUGAUAUCCUUUAAAACGCAACUCUCGCCAACAGGCAAAUGUAAAAACACUAAGGUGAGAUCCUGGAGGGAAGGAUAUCUUGAGUAAAUUCCUUUAACUUCGAGCAGGACAAAAGAACAUAGUACGAUCUAGCAUAUAAAGUUGACAUGUACCUAUUUGUUUACUUGUACAUUAUAAAUCAACAUGUCACGAUAUAACGUAACGAGCUCAAAUCUUAUGUUACAGCUUUACGAAUCUCGCACGAUUUGGAGACAGUACCGUUUUGCCCACAGGGUGAUGUAGUGACAGCAGAACCCAAAGAAAGCUACCAGCAGGGUAUAAAGACGCAGCCCAGACGUCGCUCAAAAUUAAAGGUUGGUAAUGAAAAUUCUUAGCGAAGGGAAAAGCGAAGGGCAUAGGAAAAAUAACACUGGUGAUAGCAGAAAGGCUAAAAUGUGCAUAUGUGCGUCUGUGUGUUGAUCCUUGAACGUAAGCACUACAUGGCUGAAUUGUUUGGGUUAUCUUCAUUUUCUCGCAUUUUAGAAACCAAACCAUCAAUAUCUCCUGACUGUGAACGUGUCAAGUCAUUAAAUAUAGUGAGCAGUAGUUUAUUUAAAGUGGUACGCACAGAGGUAUAUUAACUCACAUAUGUUUUCUGUUAUUCCUUUAUGUAGUCAAAGUCACUGAAAACGUCACUGAAAACGUCACUUAAAAAACUAAUUUGAAAUUUGUUAACAGGUGAAGAAAAGGAAAUUAGCUGAAAGUAUCACUAAUGAAAUGAAAGAACACGAAGCGAACCAAGUAUCCAAAAUAUUAUGCACACCCACAGAAGGUACAGACGACACUGCGGUAAUUAAUCUAGUAGUUGAAGACACGGAAGAAAAAGAGUUGGUGGAGUAUCGCUUUAAGGUGACCCCCAAGAUGGUGGAAGAGAGGGUGAAGGCCAUGAAAGAUUAUCUUGUGGAGAUAGCAGGCGUCCCACCAUCAGAAGAUACGCCCCUUCCUCACUUGGAACGCCACCAAGCAUGGUUGUUGCUUGGAGGAUACCAGAAGCAUUACAAGAAUCUGCCGGGAAACCUACGAUUUGGGCGCCAACACAUGUUCUUAUUACAUCUUCCCAGAUGUAAUGCUUCAUUUGGAAAACCUUUUCAAGGCAAAACCAAAACCUAGGAAAGGCUUUGUCCCAAUCAUGGCAUGCAUGGAUACUUUUUUGAAGUACGACUUGCCGGAUUGUAUCCCGGACCAAUGCUAUUAUGUGAGUACCGUUCUCGUUUUUGAGACAGUGACGAAAAUCAUUACGGACUUGGAAAGAUGCUCGUACGAGAUGGCGACAGGGAUCGGUCUGGGGAUAAAUGUGCCAACCAAGACACCCUAUGGCAUUCGAUGGGAUACUUCCAUUGAAGAAAAGAAGCAGAGAAGGGAGCUUGCCAGGUCACAAAGAAGAAACAAUCGUAAACAGCUGACACCCAAGAGACUGUUGCGUUCGAAAGGAAAAACCCAAGAUUGAUUUCCCUAUUUAACGAUGUUUAGUUGCAUCUAACGCGCGCUCCAUGGUUGUAACCAGAACUUACUCUGACCUGAUGUUCUCUUUCCAUUGAUUUUCAUUUGAUUCUUAAUGACAUUAAAAAACUUCAAUAAUACACCGCUGGCAAAUAAAAGUUAUGAGUAUCUUAUAGAAAGCCCGUUGAGAUGGGUGUAGAAGCCGUUGAGAUGGACUAAUAAGACGCAAUUUCACCAAGCGUCCUCACAUUGGUGGCGGCGAAGAAAAUAGGAAGCUCGGCGAAUACAUUCGUGACAAGUGGAUCAGUUAUAAGUUUGAUCACGUGGAAAUGGUUAGGUAUGACGUCCUGUUAUCCAUGCCACCAAGGGAUAAACCAAACGUCGUCAAGAUCCUUAACACAACAGACGGAAGCGUUCUCUGGAACGUAGAGGGCCCGGAAAAGAUUGCAGAACCAAGUGAGAAUGAUUCUCUUGUUUUGCCGCCAUUCCUCGGCUACUCCCCGCCAGGAGUGGUGCAAGCCGCUGACCUGUUGUACGCAAACUACGGUACCGUGGACGACUUUAAAGAAUUGGAGAAGAGAAACUUGAACUGCACUGGGAAUAUUGUGAUCAUGCGAUAUGGAAAAAUAUUUCGAGGAAAUAAGGUUCAAAAUGCAGAAAAACGUGGCGCUGCUGGCGCCCUCCUGUACUCUGAUCCAGCGGACUACUCCCCAGAAGGCAUGAACAACACGUUCCCAAAGACAUGGUGGCUCCCAGGUACUGGUACUCAGAGAGGAAACAUUUGGUUUUCAGAUGGCGAUCCUUUGACCCCACUCCUUCCCUCCAUAGAUGGAGUAUACAGAAUAACCAGAAAUGACACUGACGUCUUGCCGAACAUUCCCGCGCAGGUCAUGACUUAUGAUGACGCAGUCGAAUUUUUGAAACGUCUCAAAGGUGAUCAAGUUCCUCCAGAAUGGGCGGGUGGCCUGAACAUAGUGUACAGGUUCGGACCAGGCUUCAUAGAUUCAGAGUUAAAAGUCAGACUUGAAGUCAACAACCAGUUCGUUACAAAACCUAUAUUUAACGUGAUUGGAACGAUUUUAGGAAAAGAGGAACCCGACCGCUUGGUGCUCAUGGGUAACCACAGAGACGCGUGGGUCUUUGGCGGAGUGGACCCAUCAAGCGGAACAGCGGUUAUGAUGGAAGCGUCCCGUGGUAUCGGAGAACUGCUGACCAACACUGACUGGCGACCCAGGAGGACAAUCGUAUUUUGUAGUUGGGGCGCCGAGGAGUCUGGUCUUAUUGGCUCUUACGAAUGGGUGGAAGAAAAUAGAAACAUGCUCAGGGACCGUGCGGUGAUGUAUUUGAAUGUUGAUUCUGCCGUGAAAGGGAACUACAGUUUUGGGGCCAAUGGGAAUCCUGGCUUGAAGUCGCUUGUUUUUCAGGAAUCCGCGUUCGUAAAGGAUCCCAAUGCGCAUGACAAAGAGGCAAGUCUGUAUGACCACUGGUCAAUAAAAACUCCAUCUUCCACAGAACCUGGGAAGCCUCACUUCGGCACUCUGGGUGCGGGAUCCGAUUAUGUGCCAUUCAGUCAUUUUAUCGGAGUACCAAGCAUUGACAUGAGUUACAGAUUUAAGAGCAUGAACAGAACCCUUUAUCCUGUUUAUCAUACAGUACAUGAUACAUUUUACUGGCAGAAGACCUUCAACGAUCCACAUUUUACCAUUCACUUGUCAAUGUCUCAAAUCGGAGCCAGGAUUGUUCUUGAGGCUGCUGACACUCCCAUCCUGCCUUACAAUCUGUUGGAUUACAAAGAAGCCCUGGAACGUAACUUUGAAGCGCUGAAGAGCUUCUCAAAGUCACUACUUCUGCAAGGGAAUGUGACCCUGGACCACUUGGCCAAUCAAAUAAAACAAUUUUCAAGGAAUGCAGACGCGUUCGAAAAGAGGAAGGCCGAGGCCCGCGAUACCCAGGACUUUGCCAAACUACGCAUCCUCAAUGAUCAGAUGAUGAACAUGGAGCGCGCCUUCAUUUGGCCGCUUGGACUACCGGGGAGGCAACUUCUUCGUCACGUGCUGUUUGCACCUCAGAUGCACAAUAACUAUGGCAGUUCAAGCUUCCCCGGAAUCACUGACGCAUUGUUUGAUAUUGAGAAGACCAACGACUGGAAACUGGUCAAGGAGCAAGUGUCCAUCGCUUUAACAUGCGUGCGAGAGGCUGGCAAGAUUUUGGCGUUAAUGGACUAGUAGAGUAUCGUAUCACACAGGAAUUACAGGUUUUGUAUAGAGAUUAAAACUGAUCUAGUGGUACAAUCCACCGAAAGAAAAAAACGACUAUAAUACCUUGCGAACCUAACACAGCCUAUAAGACACAAAGAAAGCCAAUUUUUUACAAUAUUUGUCCUUGUACUAAGUACAUUGUGUAGCUUAGGUUUGAAGAUUCUAUAAUUCUUGAGUACGUUUUUAUGAACGUUGUUAAGGUUUUCGUAACUAUGGGUAAAUUUACCAGUCGCCAUCUUUUUUCUUACGAGAGAUUGAGUUACCUAGCUAACUAGCUUUUGGUUUGUACUGUAGCACAACCAAGUUGUUUCAAGUGACAUUUCACUGAAAGUCAUUUAGUGCGCCCAUCUAGUGUUAUAAAUGUUCCAGCUUCUGUUUCCUGUGGAUGCCUGUCAAGUAUUCUCAAACUCUUUCAUUUUCCCUUAAAUAAACGGCCAUUGCCCUUUUUUUCAGACGGCAUAAAUGAUUUAGCUUACUAAAAUUUUAAAUAUAGAAGCACUACAACACUUAGUGAAGAAAGGAUGCCUGUCGAUAAACGAGGUGUCUUAAGUUAUCUGGUUACAAGGUACCAUCAAGUUAAUUUACGAAACUCACCAUAGGCGUGUUCCAAAACUUUGCAAAAUAGGACUUUAACGCUAGUUAAACGACGCGUUGAUGUCCUUGAUGUAUCUUUACAAGACAACCUUCGAUUUCGAUUCCGUAUGUGAGAGGACGACGAUUAAUAAAUGCACGUUUAUGACUUCAGAAAA
Molecule: messenger RNA, 6039 nt
Organism: Orbicella faveolata
Lineage: Eukaryota; Metazoa; Cnidaria; Anthozoa; Scleractinia; Merulinidae
Product: N-acetylated-alpha-linked acidic dipeptidase 2-like
Molecular function (GO): carboxypeptidase activity
Source: RefSeq, a predicted model, not a curated record